This is a messenger RNA of Pungitius pungitius (ninespine stickleback), 3010 nucleotides long. RefSeq names its product zinc finger, CCHC domain containing 8 (gene zcchc8). Gene Ontology annotation, molecular function: RNA binding; zinc ion binding. The record is from RefSeq and is a predicted model, not a curated record. The transcript has 14 exons. Bases 33 to 2492 code for a protein of 819 amino acids. NCBI's taxonomy places the organism in Eukaryota, Metazoa, Chordata, Actinopteri, Perciformes, Gasterosteidae. Gene Ontology annotation, cellular component: catalytic step 2 spliceosome.
ACUCCUUUCCUGUGUCGUAGAGCUGGGUGAAAAUGGCUGAAGUGGAUUUCGGGGAUAGUGAGCUCUUUGAGCAGCUCGAUGACUCCGCGCCGACGGCCCCGACGCACAUUCGCUUCUCAAGCGACGAUGGAGACCAGGAGGAGAAGAACCAGGUCCUGCUGGAUACGUCUGACGACUCCUUCCAGAGACUCGUGGAAGAGAAUAAAGAUUUGAGAAGACAACUGAACAUCCUGACACCACCAUGUGGCAUCACAGUUGAAGAUGUGAACACCGACGGGCCUGCUCUUCAAAUCUUUUAUGCCAACAACGUUAUUUCAAAGCUGUGUCGUCAAGAGAUUGAAGAUUGCAUCUGGAAUGUGCUUUUAAAGCACCACAAACCGGGCAAUGAAAAGAGCAGCUCCAGCUUUCAAGUGAAACCUCAGAAUUCAGCAUUUGCUGUGGAUGAAGAUCUGCAGAAGUCCUCCUCCACAACUGAAGCCUUCAAAGUGGUGGGAAGUGUGCUGUAUUUCACCACAUUCAGUAUUGAUAAACUCGGACAGCCUCUGGUGAACGAAAACCCCCAGUUGACAGAUGGUUGGGACAUUCCAGCCUAUCAGCAGACAUUCAACCAAGUUGUUGGCACAGAUGGACUGGAAGUAGAGAUGAAAGACAGAAGACCCAAAUCAAUGUGUUUCAACUGUGGUUUGAGUGGUCAUCAGCUGAGAGACUGUCCCAAGCCUAAGGACAUGGCUGUGAUAAAUGAGAGAAGAAAGGAGUUCAACCAGAACAGCAACCAGGCCAUGCAGAGUAACCAGCGGUACCAUGCUGAUGAGGUGGAGGAGAGGUUUGCUAAGUACAAGCCAGGAAUAAUGAGUGAGGAGCUGUUGAGAGCCAUGGGACUUGAUAGCAACACCCUCCCUCCUCUGAUUUAUCGCAUGAGGCAGCUAGGCUACCCACCAGGUUGGCUCAAAGAGGCAGAGACCGAGAACUCUGGCUUGGCAAUGUAUGAUGGAAAGGAUUCAGUUGAAGGUAAUUUAGCAGAGAAUACCAAUUCACAGAGCCUCUCUUAUGAUGUUUCCAAGCUGGUUGACUUCCCAGGCUUCAAUGUACCUGCCUCACACCAAAUGAAAGAUGAGUUCAUGCUGUAUGGUUCAAUUCCAAUGCAGACCAACCACUUCAAACAAAACUAUGCAGCCUACCUUUCCAAAAACUUCCCCAAGGCCGGUGAUGCCACCUGCAGCAAGAGGCGGCAUGAGUCUGAGUCAUCUCCACACCAAAGGAAGAAGACCCGGUUCAGCCCUGACAGGAACUCCAAUAGGAGCUCAGACAUGGACAUUGAAUCGGACCCAGGAACGCCAUAUAAUCACAGCGCAGGUGAUUUCCAGUUCCAACCUCCGCUACCCCCUGGCUCCCCUUGCUUCAGUUCACCACCUCCUCUACCCCGAGGUACUCCUCCUGCUACACCCACUCCCCCACCUCUCCCUAAAGGUACACCUCCUCCCACCCCGACUAAUGGCUCCCCAGCUCUGCGUGGGCAUAAAUGGGUUGUCCUCGAUGACACUGCAGACGAAACAGAGGAUGAAUUGACAUUGGAAGAACUGGAGGAGCAGCAGAGGCUGAUCUGGGCAGCUCUCGAAAAUGCUGACACUGCCAGUAAUAGUGACUGUGAGACGCCUGCAGCGAGAACACGUGUACCAAGUGUGUCUUCACCUGCUCAUGUCUGCACCAAAACCAAAGGAGAUGUGAUGGACACAACAAAGCCUGCAGAUAUCUGCCACGGCAGUAAAAAUCCAAGGGAUCGAGAAGGAAGCUCUCGCAGUCCGAAACUAAUCAAAACCCAAGAUGUCAGCCCUCAGAGUCCUGGUCCAGUCGAAGCCCAAGAUGUCAGCCCUCAGAGUCCUGGUCCAGUCGAAACCCAAGAUGUCAGCCCUCAGAGUCCUGGUCCAGUCGAAGCCCAAGAUGUCAGCCCUCAGAGUCCUGGUCCAGUCGAAACCCAAGAUGUCAGCCCUCAGAGUCCUGGUCCAGUCGAAGCCCAAGAUGUCAGCCCUCAGAGUCCUGGUCCAGUCGAAACCCAAGAUGUCAGCCCUCAGAGUCCUGGUCCAGUCGAAGCCCAAGAUGUCAGCCCUCAGAGUCCUGGUCCAGUCGAAACCCAAGAUGUAAGCCCUCAGAGUCCUGGUCCAGUCGAAACCCAAGAUGUAAGCCCUCAGAGUCCUGGUCCAGUCGAAGCCCAAGAUGUCAGCCCUCAGAGUCCUGGUCCAGUCGAAGCCCAAGAUGUUAGACUCCAAAUUCCUGGUCCAGUCAAAUGCGUUGAAGACAAGCUGCAGAGCUCUGAUGUGCGUUUGUCCAAUGACGAGAAAGUAGUCGCUGUUCCUCAUCGGAGCAAGUUUGCAGCUGGCAUUGUUCCAUUUGAAGAUACACCAGAGUUCACUGAGGUUGCUGAAGCUACAGGGACAUACCUAAAGAUCAGAGACUUGCUUAAAAGUUCCCCCCGAAGUUUGGGGAAGAAAAAAUAAAACAUACAUGGACAUUUUAAAAAAAAAAAAAAAAAAAAAAGAAUGGACACGUGGACAUUUUUAUGACCGUCCUAUCUAGCAUCAUUUUAGCGGUUUCUCAUUGUUUUACCAAGUUGAAUGUGCUUUGUAUAUACACAUUUUAUCUGUUACCUACCACAACAAUGUAGGCAUUUAGGGAUGCUACAACAGUGAUAGUUUAUCUGUUUUGACCAACUAGACCUUUUUUUAAAUUCUUUUUUUGAAGCAGUUAUGAUACCCAUGCUAUUCUUUAGGUAUAAAACUCGCCAUUCCCUGACCUAUUGAUGUAUAAAUAUCGUUUUCUAUUUUUGUCUCACUCAAAAGUAAAAAUGCUUUCCCAUGCUUUGCUGAAUUUCUUAGUUUUACAACCAUGGAUCAAUGUGGGUGAUUUAUUUUUUUAAUGUAAGUUGGAAGCACAGAUGCUAAUCUGAGUUUACGGUGUAUACUUGAUUGUUGGCUAUUUAUCAGAACCCCUUACAUUACAAUUGCUUGCUUUUUUC